CCAAACUUGACGCUUCGGAGCUUUCGACUACACAGCAUUGCCUGCACUGAUGUCUUCCAGCUCUGCAUCUGCAGGGCCUUCGGGCCCAAUAGGAUCACGCUCGUCACUCAAUUCCGAGCAGCGCCACGCACAGAAAGUUAGGUUUCGAGCCAUGUCCUUUCCGCGCAAACGAGCCGUCACCGCUUGUGAAAGCUGCAGGGUCAGGAAGACGAAGUGUGACAAUGAGCGUCCACAGUGCUCGUCGUGUGUCAAGCACACGCUGCCUUGCUCAUAUGAUCCCCGCCUUGAUCACUCAUCCUUCGAUCCCGCGAGCUUGUUGAUCUUGGAGAAGCUGAACGAGAUGAAGCUGAUGCUUGGUGACCUCGGUGGCGCAGUGGGCCCUCAGCCGGCCUCAGCAGAGCAAACAUUCACAGAGCCUACACCUGGAAGCUCCCAAACUCCUAGCCAAGAGGCGGAGUAUGAUCAGCAGUGCUCAAUCGAUUGCUCCUUGGAAGUACCGACAGCAUUCGCGUCUGCGGAUUGCCUUCUUACAUGGCCAAUUUUUGCUGGACGAUGGCCACGCGACAUGUUUUCACGAGAGCUUCUCGCCGGAAGCUUUCAGUCCGCCCAGCCUGACAAUGAUGAGCUCGCUCUUCCGAGGAGUAGGCACCAGAAGCCGGGCAUUCGCGAAGAAGAUGUCCCUGAACUCGUCGAUCGGUUCCUACAAUUCGUCCACUCCAAAAACCCCAUAUUCCAUAUCCGGCAGGUCCGCGACUAUGCUAGAAUGAUUGCAGAGGAUGGAUUUGGCUGGGAUGCCCCGUCUUGUAUGGUGCUACUGGCUUGUGCGCUUGGAGCGAUUGCGCUCCCAUUUGAUCCAACCUGCGAGGCGGGUCAACUUCACGAUCGAACCUCAAUCGAAGAAACGGCCGAUCGCCGACCGACGGCCGAGGUUUAUUUCCAAGCAGCUCGCAAGAGGCUGGGGUUGCUCGAAGGCAGUAUCAUGGCAAGUCAAUGUCACCUGCUCUCCGGCAUCUACCUGAUGUAUACUGUCCGACCAAUACAAGCCUGGUCCGCAUUUCAUCAAGCAGGUUCGGCUUACUCACUGUAUCUCAAGGGACAAGCUGCCUUGGACGCCCAGAUCGACAGCACACACCGAGUCCCAGGACCAUCCGAGAGACGCCUGGAGCAGCGACUCUACUGGACCGUCUUGAAGUCAGAAUGCGAGCUCAGAACAGAGUUGGAUUUCCCCCAGUCCGACCUCUGCAAAUUGGGAUAUCCCUAUCUAUUUCCCUCACCCCCAAGUCCCGGCAGUCCAGUGCAGAGUCCCCAGGAUUCUCUUCACACCCCAACCGCAGCCUCUGUAACCACCUCCUCCUCACAAACAUAUUUGACUCCUACUUCAUCCUACCAGAAAACAGAAGAACAGUCUUGGCUCUACUAUCUAAGCGAGAUCGCCCUCCGUCGAAUAGAGAAUCGUGUCCUCAACGCAUUCUACAAAGAAGAGCACUACUCUUGGACACGAAUGGAUAUUGAACCCAUGGUAUCCGCCGCUACAAGUAUUGAACAUCAGUUGGCCAUUUGGUAUUCUUCCAUGCCCGACGCGAUCCGCUUCGACAACCUCGCUCCCGACCAAGUAUUAGAUGAGCUACGCAUUAUGACUCAAGGACGCUACUGGGGUAUCAGAACCCUGCUGUACCGGCCAUUUCUUUACCACGCCAUUCAUUCUACUCGGAGAACAAGUAGCAACACAAGGGCUGUUUUAGAAGGGUUGGUGCAAAAGGCACUUGAUGUAUGUCUUGAGUUCAAUGAUGGCUGUGGGAUGACACAUCGCCAUCAUGGGACGUGGUUUGGCGCCAGGGGGAGUACGGCAACGGGCUUGGUGCUCCUUGCGGCAAAUAUCAGAGGUCUGAUAAUCUGGACGUCACCUUUAUGCGAUACUGAGGAGGCGCAAGAGAAUGCAUACGGCCGCGCUUUUCGGGUCUGUAUAGAAAGGCUUCGAUACUGGGAGGCAGAGAGUCCAGAUAUCAUGCGAGCACGCGAAAUCUUGCAAGAGCAAUUCAGCUUAGCAAGCUAGUGCGAAGAAACCGGAUGUGGCCUGCUGAAGAGCGCAAAUAUUCUGGGUGGCGCACUACGUAGGUGCGAAGGUCUUUA
Ilyonectria robusta is the source of this 2130-nucleotide messenger RNA. RefSeq lists its product as uncharacterized. Gene Ontology annotation, molecular function: DNA-binding transcription factor activity, RNA polymerase II-specific; zinc ion binding. The coding region runs from base 50 to 2053 and encodes 667 amino acids. The transcript is spliced from 4 exons. The record is from RefSeq and is a predicted model, not a curated record. Gene Ontology annotation, biological process: regulation of DNA-templated transcription. NCBI's taxonomy places the organism in Eukaryota, Fungi, Ascomycota, Sordariomycetes, Hypocreales, Nectriaceae.